This is a messenger RNA of Cornus florida, 534 nucleotides long. RefSeq lists its product as uncharacterized. The coding region runs from base 1 to 534 and encodes 177 amino acids. The transcript is spliced from 2 exons. The record is from RefSeq and is a predicted model, not a curated record. NCBI's taxonomy places the organism in Eukaryota, Viridiplantae, Streptophyta, Magnoliopsida, Cornales, Cornaceae.
AUGCAUAAUGAGAUAUUUUGGAAUGCCUUAACAUUAUCUCAUUUUGAUCCUCGCACAAAUCAAUGUGAAAAAGAAGUUCAGAGGAUUAUUCAUUUGCAAAAUGUUGCAAAUCAAUUACCUGAUGUAUUUACUGAUACAAAUAAAAUAAUAAAAUCACAUGUACCAGCUGCAAAUGUUCCAGCAAAAAUUAAUGUCCCUGUGGGACAAUCUAUCAAUGUUACAGCAAAUGCAUCUAAGAUACACUUGAAACGUGGAAGACUAGUUGGCGCAAAAGAUGUUCUUCGCAAGAAGAAAACACAAAGAAAGUUGGUAUUUAAAACUGAUGAAAUGAUAAGCCUUAAUGAGGCAAAGACAGUAAAUGAUGAUAAUGUGGCCCUUGAUAAGGCAUAUGCCCUUAAUGAGGCAAUGGUACCUGAAAAUGAUGAGAUCUCACUAAAUUAUGAAAUAAGAUACAGUAGAAAUGAAAUUGUUAUCGACAACAUAUUCUCAUAUUCCGUUACUCUUGAUAUUGAAAACGAGGAUCCGGAACCUUGA